Molecule: messenger RNA, 2196 nt
Organism: Sinocyclocheilus grahami
Lineage: Eukaryota; Metazoa; Chordata; Actinopteri; Cypriniformes; Cyprinidae
Exons: 9
Coding region: 1-942 (313 amino acids)
Molecular function (GO): protein binding
Source: RefSeq, a predicted model, not a curated record
AUGGCUGGAGGAUCCCUUGUCUUCGCCUCUAGCCUCCAAGGCCCGGACUCCGCCUUGGCCUGUCGACCUAGCGGCUUCACCAUGGCUCCUAGCUACCUUCUCUCCGCAGUGGUCCACCAGCUCCGCCAGGCUCCCUCAUCCCUCCGGCUCCGCCUUUUUUCAGACGUCCAGUUCGGUGGACUGGGCUCCAGGGUCACACUCACAUGCAGAGGCGCUCACGGCGGGUCUCCAGUGGAAUGGCGGUUGAAUGGGAGCUCAGUACCGCCGUGGCAAACACACAAGGGCUCGCUUACGCUACUGAACACCACACACUCGAUGGAAGGCAACUACAGCUGCUAUGGUGAACGAGGAACUUUACUGCAGUCCAUCAAACUACGCCUGGGUCAUCCGCCUCAUUUCGUCAGAGUGUCUUGUCGUGUGCCGAAUCAUAUGAAAAUCUACUGCUCCUGGGUACAAACUAAGACAACACACCUGCCCACAUUAUACAGAACCUCCUACAGGUGCGGUCUCAUCUCGUUUUGGCUGGAGACAGAGGAGAACACAAGCCUAAAGAUCAUGGACGCUCUAGUGGGUAGCCUGCAUCAGAUCCAGAUCAGAGCUCAGGACGCCCUGAUCAACCACAGCCAGUGGAGUGAAUGGAGUCAUGUGGUAGAAGCCCAGCCGUGGAUCGAGCCUUGGAAAGAGCCAACAGAGGAACCGGUGGAUUUUAGCUUUCCAUUUUUCAACUCAUUUCCAGUGAGGACGACAGACAAGUCUCCAGAUUCAUCGUUACACCAGACUGGAAGCCUCGGACUGUUGAUUUUGUUGGGUCUGUUUGCAGCGGUCAUGGUGGCUAUGUUAUUAACUAUCAUCACACUUCUAUGGGUCAGACAGAGAAGACAGGACAAUGUGAAGAAACAAGAACUGGCUUCCAUGGUGAAGAUGAAGUCCAUACCGAUCUAAAAUUUGAGAAGAUGGCCCUCUUCAGUUCGGCCCUCAUAGGGCAUCAGUAUAGGGAAUCAGCACCACUGACAGACUCCAUUACCCACAAUCCACCUCUCCUCUCGGCCUCUCAGAGGAUGGGCUCUGAGUCGCGUGCACUGUGAACAUGUACAGUCUCUAAUGUAGCACAAUGCAAUGGAAAAACACAAGGAUUUCCUUCCUCCUUUACUUUUCUCUGCUCACAGCAAAUUCUUGGACAAUGAAAAACAUAUUUUUGGAUUGCUCUUUCUUCCCGAUAUCCCCCGCACUCCACUGGACUCCACUUGUGACACAUGCAGUGCUGUGAAAAGCCUCGUUUGGCCGGAUGUGCACAGCAUACGGGGCAUUAUGGAGAAAGUGGCUGGCGAAAAAGACACUCUGUAAGCUUUAGACAGCUGCUAUCUUUGGAAGACAGAAAGUUGGCUGUCUUGGCUCUCCAGCGAUGGACGCGGUGGUCUUUCUGUGGAGAGACAAAGACUGCUUUGUCUUUCUUCCUGCAUGAUUUCUUCUCGGCGCUCAUGACAGGUGGACACAUCUGCAGUUGAUUGGCUUCAUCUGGUUAGUUUCUAACCAUCUAAAGCAUCAAGUUCUCAGUAAUAAACUCCCAUAAAAUGCAUUUCAUCAUGACAUCAGCCUCGGAUUUCAUGUCUUGACCGUAAACGCCAGCAAACACGUAACUUCAAGUGAGCUGGCGUUCAACAAAACAGGACUUCAAUGCAAUAAAUGCAUUUCAUUUCUCUUGACUUUUUUUUUUGGGGCAUUUUCUCUGCAUUGAAUGGAGACAUGAAUGUAAACCAGUCUUACAGUGUCACAUAUACACAUGUGUAAGGUGAUUAAAGCUGAUUGUUUCUAUGUUGAAGCUAAUAGAUAUUCACGAUAUUAAAUUCUAUUGAAGCUCAUCUAUAAAAUGAUAUUGUUAUACAUGUAUGCAGUUAUAUUGUAUGAUAGUUUGUAUACAGCAUACUGGUCUGUUGUACAUUGCUCUCCAGUGACAUAAAGCUCAAUGCAUGCAUUUGUGUAGUUCUUUUAAAAUAUAUGAUUUUAUUGAAUUAUAAGAUUUUAGUAUGCAUAUCUUUCCUAUAGGUACAAAUAAACAAAACUAAGCACGGUUGUCCAAAGAAAGACGUAAAGCGGUUAUUGUCAAGUCUGGAAUAUGUAUCUACGGAAGCUUGUUUUGUUUCGUUUUUAUCUGUGGGAUAAAAAACUAUGAAAACGGUAAUUGUGACUUUUUUUUUU